Molecule: messenger RNA, 72 nt
Organism: Blumeria graminis f. sp. triticale
Lineage: Eukaryota; Fungi; Ascomycota; Leotiomycetes; Helotiales; Erysiphaceae
Source: the annotation of a GenBank genome assembly
AUGAUUGCGUGUAGCAUAGCACCUGCACUUCUUCAGCCAGUCCCCGAGACUCUUUACUCAUUUGAUUUAUAA